Nicotiana tabacum (common tobacco) is the source of this 399-nucleotide messenger RNA. NCBI's taxonomy places the organism in Eukaryota, Viridiplantae, Streptophyta, Magnoliopsida, Solanales, Solanaceae. The record is from RefSeq and is a predicted model, not a curated record.
AUGGACAGUAUUAUGGCAGUCGACAUGAAUAUCAAAGAACUUUUGGUCAUAGGAGAUUCCGAUUUGCUGAUACACCAAGUCCAAGGAGAAUGGUCCACCAAGAAUGUCAAGAUACUUCUGUACCUGCACUGUGUGAAGGAGCUACGCAAGAAGUUCACAAAGAUUGAGUUCAAGAACGUCCCCAGAUUUCAAAACGAGUUCGCCGACGCCCUUGCAAUCCGAUCAUUUAUGAUUCAUCAUCCAGACAAGAACUACAUCGACCCUAUCGAGGUAGAGAUCAGGUAUCAACAUGCCUAUUGCUUCCAUGUAGAUGAAGAACCAGAUGGUAAACCAUUGUAUCAUGACAUCAAGAGAUUCCUUACAAUAAGAGAAUACCCGAAAGAUUCUACUAUUGUAUAA